ACGUCACUUCCGGGAUGUUGUCAGCCAGUCGAAAGCCGUCUCCGUCGAGCGCAGUCGGUGCGUGUUUAUGUCCGCGUUCGCGCCUCGCCGCAUUGGGUUCGAGUUUGAGAAUGGCCCGGGGUCUUCGCGUGCGCUCGCUGGCACUGUGAUGCGGAAGAGGUCUCAUUGAUGCUGCGGGGAUUUGUGUCGGAGGCAGCUCCCCGCGCUAGCUCGAGUCAGGAUGAUUCGCUGGAUCCGACAGCAGCUGGGCUUCGACCCUCCCCAUCAGAGUGACACACGCACAGUUUACAUAGCAAACAAGUUCCCACAGCACGGCCAUUAUAUUCCUCAGAGGUUUGCAGACAACAGGAUCAUUUCCUCCAAGUACACCAUAUGGAACUUCAUCCCCAAGAAUUUGUUUGAGCAGUUCAGAAGAAUCGCCAAUUUUUAUUUUCUCAUCAUCUUCUUGGUUCAGUUAAUGAUAGACACACCCACUUCCCCUAUAACUAGUGGACUUCCCCUGUUUUUUGUCAUCACAGUAACUGCCAUCAAACAGGGAUUUGAAGACUGGCUGCGGCACAACGCUGACAAUGAAGUGAACGGAGCACCUGUGUUUGUCGUGCGCAGCGGCAGUCUAGUCCAAACCCGAUCCAAGAAUAUCAGAGUGGGUGAUAUAGUGAGAGUAGCCAAAGAUGAGACGUUUCCUGCAGAUCUGGUGCUCUUAUCAUCCGAUCGGGCCGAGGGGACGUGCCACAUCACCACUGCCAGCCUGGACGGAGAGACUAACCUGAAGACGCACUACGCGGUGCCAGAAACGGCUGUGUCACAGUCGGUGUCGCGGCUGGAGUCUCUGCAGGCGGUGGUGGAGUGCCAGCAGCCCGAGGCAGACUUAUACAGGUUUGUGGGAAGAAUAACAGUAACCCAACAAGGAGAGGAGAUAGUCAGACCCUUAGGACCAGAGAACCUUCUGCUUCGAGGAGCAAGAUUAAAAAACACCAAAGAAAUCUUUGGUGUGGCGGUAUAUACGGGAAUGGAGUCCAAGAUGGCUCUGAACUACAAGUGCAAAUCCCAGAAACGCUCUGCAGUAGAGAAAUCCAUGAAUACGUUUCUCAUCAUCUACUUGGGCAUUCUGCUGUUUGAAGCCAUCCUCAGCACCAUUCUGAAGUACGCCUGGCAGGCAGAGAACAAGUGGGACGAGCCGUUUUAUAAUCAGAAGACCGAUCAAGAGAGAAACAGCAGUCAGAUUUUGAAGUUUAUUUCUGACUUCCUGGCUUUCCUGGUGUUGUACAACUUCAUAAUCCCCAUCUCGCUGUACGUGACCGUUGAGCUGCAGAAGUUUCUGGGCUCUUUUUUCAUUGGCUGGGACUUGGAUCUGUACCAUGAAGAGAGCGACCAGAAGGCUCAAGUCAACACAUCAGACCUCAAUGAGGAGUUGGGACAGGUGGAGUACGUUUUCACAGACAAAACGGGAACCCUCACUGAGAACGAGAUGCAGUUUAGGGAGUGUUCUAUCAACGGGAUCAAAUACCAGGAGAUCAACGGGAAGCUUGUCCCUGAAGGAAUGACAGAGGACUCUCCAGACGGAUCCGUGCCUUGUUUGAACAGGGAGGAGGAGUUGUUCCUGAAAGCCGUCUCUCUGUGUCACACGGUGCAGAUCAGUUAUGAUCAAACGGAUGGGCCAGGAGACCCGUUCUCUCAUGCCAACGGCUUCUCUCCUCAGAUGGAGUAUUACGCCUCUUCUCCUGACGAGAAAGCACUAGUGGAAGCUACCAAGAGGAUGGGUGUCACGUUUAUAGGAAGCCAUGGAGAAAACAUGGAGAUUAAAACAUUUGGAAAAGCAGAGAAAUACAAACUCCUCCACGUCCUGGAGUUUGACGCGGACCGCAGGAGAAUGAGUGUGAUUCUGCAGAAGCCCUCAGGUGAAAAGGUGCUAUUCACGAAAGGAGCCGAAUCAGCCGUUCUGCCCUACACCACGAGCGGCGAGAUCGAAAAAACCCGAGUCCACGUGGAUGAGUUUGCUAUGAAGGGUUUGCGGACGUUAGUGGUGGCCUGCAGACACUUCAGUGCAGAUGAGUAUCAGGAGGUGGACCGGCGGCUCCAUGAAGCCAGAACGGCUCUGCAGCAGAGAGAGGAACGACUGGUCGAGGUCUUCAACUUCAUCGAGAAAGACCUGGAACUGCUGGGAGCAACUGGGGUGGAGGACAAGCUGCAGGACAAAGUCCAGGAGACGAUUGAAGCUCUGCGGCUGGCUGGAAUCAAGGUGUGGGUGUUGACCGGUGACAAGCAUGAGACGGCAGUCAGCGUGAGCCUCUCCUGCGGUCACUUCCACCGCACCAUGAACAUCCUGGAGCUGGUGCAGCAGAAAUCAGACAAUGAGUGCGCCGAGCAGCUCCGCAGACUAGCCCGGAGGAUCAAGGAGGAUCAUGUGAUCCAGCACGGGCUGGUGGUGGACGGGGCCAGUCUGUCUCUGGCUCUGCGGGAGCAUGAGAAACUCUUCAUGGAGGUGUGUAAGAACUGCUCGGCGGUACUCUGCUGCAGAAUGGCACCUCUCCAAAAAGCCAAGGUGGUGAGACUGUUGAAGACUUCUCCUGAGAAGCCUAUUACAUUAGCCAUUGGAGACGGAGCCAACGAUGUCAGUAUGAUCCAGGAGGCUCACGUUGGUAUUGGAAUCAUGGGCAAAGAAGGAAGACAAGCUGUGAGGAACAGCGACUAUGCAAUCGCGAGGUUCAAGUUCCUCGCCAAACUGCUGCUUGUACAUGGCCAUUUCUACUACAUUAGAAUAGCAACCCUUGUGCAAUACUUUUUCUACAAGAAUGUGUGCUUUAUCACUCCGCAGUUUUUAUACCAGUUCUUCUGUUUGUUCUCACAGCAAACUCUUUAUGACAGCGUGUAUCUGACGCUGUAUAAUAUCUGCUUCACCUCUCUGCCCAUACUGGUAUACAGUCUGUUUGAGCAGCUGGUGCAUCCACAUGUUCUGCAGAGCAAACCAGCACUUUACAGAGACAUCAGUAAAAAUUCCCUGUUGUCCUUCAAAACCUUUUUGUACUGGACCUUCCUGGGCUUCUGCCACGCCUUCGUCUUCUUCUUCGGCUCCUACAUCCUGAUGGGAGAAGACACCACACUGAUGGGAAACGGACAGAUUUUGCGAGCUAACAGGCAACUGAUGUUUGGAAACUGGACGUUUGGCACUUUAGUAUUCACUGUGAUGGUUAUUACGGUUACGCUGAAGCUGGCCUUAGAGACACAUUUCUGGACGUGGAUGAAUCACUUUGUCACAUGGGGCUCCAUCGCCUUCUACUUCAUCUUCUCCCUGUUUUAUGGCAGCAUCAUCUGGCCAUUUCUUCACACGCAGGACAUGUACUUCGUCUUUGUUCAGCUGCUGUCCAGCGGCUCGGCCUGGUUUGCCAUCAUGAUCAUCGUCAUCGCCUGCCUGUUUCCAGAUGUCAUCAAGAAAGUCUUCUACAGGCACCUGCAGCCGACCAGCACGCAGAAAUCUCAGAUGGAAGCGGAUAAGGUUUCAGUCAGCUCAGAAUAUGACACUGCUGAAAUCGGGAGCAGAGGGGAGGACAAUCGGCCACUGAUCGCUGCUUUUCCUCCACCUCUGGUGCAGCCCUACCCUUCCCCUAGUUUACUGAGGCCGACCAGGGAAUCGGAUGCGUGGACUCCAUGUGCUGUUACUCAGAGGGGCAAAACUCCUGCUCACGGCUGGGCCGGCUGGUGGAGCGAAUGAUGGGCCGUUGCGACCCCGCUCGAGCCACCAGAUCUUCGAGCGACUCAGACACCUUCUUCUCCAACGACCGGAGCAUCCUGACGCUCUCACCCAUGGAGGUCUCUCAUUGUUAAUGCACCAGCCCAAAAAGGAUCAGCUCGUAUAGUUCGGAGACACCUGCCCUUUUACCCCGUCCCAUGCCCUUGUCCAGUCACCAGCCAGACUGUCACACUUUAAAAGCUCUUGAGUAUCACAUCAUAUGUGAUCAGCAACAAGGGACAGCCAGUUGCUCCUACAAAAACCAAAGGAUUUGUGUGUUUUGAGUUUCUGCUGCUAGUAAACCCACGGAACUGUCCGCAAAGGGCCGCCGUCUUUCCUGAGGAAAACGAGGGGGUCUGUUUGAAGCCAUAAUUCCCUCUUUUAAUUGCCUGAUUUUCAAGGUAUUAAAUGUGAGCGCCGUGUAGCGCUAGCUCACAAACCUCUAGACUCCUACCCUACGAUGCCUACCUGUACACCCAGCCUGAGUUGUGGUUCGUACAGACUUUCAUGAUGCAAGAAUGUCACGAUGGAGUCCUUGAUGGAAAACUAUCAUAUCAUCCAUGAACUCGAUCACUUUAUCCUCCAUCAGUCAUGUGCCUGCAUAUUAUUUCUCGUUUCCUCUGUCUCACACAUGCUAUGUUGUUAUCUCUAACCAUUGUCACCAGUUAAUUUAUCAUUAUCGUGUUCCUUGUUUUUCUGCUUGUGUUGCUAACCACUCGUCAAAGCGGUAUGAUGUUUUAAUUUUUUUUUUCUUUUUCAUUUGAGUGUGUAUGCGUGUGUGUAUUUAAUCACGUAGGAGUGCAUAGCCGAAGGAAAAGGUAUGAAGUUCAUCCCACAUGUGCCGUGGUUUAUUGUAAGGCCAGAGCAUUGAGACAACCGUUUUAAACUUGCUUAAAUCAACUAUAUUGAAAUUUAUGAUAUCAGACUGCAUGCUGCACUUGGGUCAAUCUGUCUCAAUAACCCUGUAACAGAGGCCUAAGUCAACUGGACCUAAAUGCUCCCGAUUUGAGGAGUCUAGUCUUGGGAAUUGUCUUUAUUUUUGCUGCAAAGGCUGUGACGCCCUGGAUCUCACAGGUAUCGGCUGAAAUCUGGUGCCGUGACCCGGGUGGCAAUUGGGAGUCUUCUCUCUAAACUUUAUUUGUAUUUCACUUUUUCCAUGUCAAUGUUCAAACCCAGAAUGACUCCUGAGUCCUGACCGCUGAUCAUUACUAUUUCAGAUCUUGUGUUGAAAUCCAAUGGCAGAAGUGUUUUGCUAUAUAAUGUAUUUUCUUGAAUUAUAUAGCAAUGCAGUAUGCCGCUUGUUACUCAGAGACAUUAGCAAUAAGACUCAAUCUAGACUGGAAAUACCUGAUCUAGCUGUGAUGUCAGUCAUCCAUGUUGCAGUUUCAUCUUUUUUGUGUAAACAUAUGUUCUUCUAACUGUACUCUCCUUACAGUGAACAUGUUUAAUUGCCGAUGUUUAUGAAAGUUCUAUUUACAGAAUAAAUACCUUUAUAAAA
Molecule: messenger RNA, 5225 nt
Organism: Cyprinus carpio (common carp)
Lineage: Eukaryota; Metazoa; Chordata; Actinopteri; Cypriniformes; Cyprinidae
Product: phospholipid-transporting ATPase IF-like
Biological process (GO): phospholipid translocation
Cellular component (GO): recycling endosome; plasma membrane; trans-Golgi network
Molecular function (GO): ATPase-coupled intramembrane lipid carrier activity; magnesium ion binding; ATP hydrolysis activity
Source: RefSeq, a predicted model, not a curated record